Messenger RNA from Monoraphidium neglectum, 2400 nucleotides. RefSeq lists its product as hypothetical. The record is from RefSeq and is a predicted model, not a curated record. The transcript is spliced from 6 exons. NCBI's taxonomy places the organism in Eukaryota, Viridiplantae, Chlorophyta, Chlorophyceae, Sphaeropleales, Selenastraceae. Bases 1 to 2400 code for a protein of 799 amino acids.
AUGAUAUCCUUUUCUCGGCUCGCGCGCGGUCGUUGCGGCCGGGCCCUCACGGUGCCCGUGAUCACCACUGCCGGCAACUUCAAUGGACUCGCCGGCGGCUCGACGUUCAGCUGCAGCCGCACCCCAAAAGGCCAGGUGCGGCUGCGGGAGGAGACACACGAGGGCUAUGAAUACGUCGUGGUCCUGCCGGAUGCCGCGGCCGCGGCUCUGCGCGACCUGCUGCAAGCCGCGCACCGCAAGCGCGGGGCGGCCGCACCCAACGAUGACAGGCCCGUGGAAACGCGGCGCGUGGUGGAUGGGGACCGCGAGUUCACACUGGAGCUGUCGGCUGUUGCCCAUUCAGAGGCAGACAUUGACGGGAGCAGCAGCCGCUCCACCGCUGCAGAGCUGCGGGGCGUGAGCAUGCUCCGUGUGCAGGAGGUGGGGCGCAGCAGUGUCGCGCUGCCGCUGGGCUCCAAGGCUGCGAGGGUGGGAGCUGCACAGCUGCGGUCCAUUUUGGACCGCUGGUCAAACCAGGAGAAGCAGCAGCAGCAGCAGCAGCAGCAGCAGCAGCAGCAGCAGGAGCAGCAGCAGCAGCAGGAGGAGCAGGAGCAGCAACAGCAGGAGCAGCAGCAGCAGCUGGAGCACAGCGCCAGUGGCAACGCGCCCAUCGGCAGCAGCAGCAGCAGCAACAGCAGCAGAAGAAGAAGCAGAGGUAGUAGCAGAGGCCAAAACGGCAAUGCGGUUGGUGACUCAAACGUCAAGCAAAUCAGUGGCACCCGAAGCGGUGGCGGCAGCGGUGGUGGCAGUGGUGACAGUGUUCCGACCAACAGCAGCGACAUCAACCUCAGCAGCCCUAGAGAGCCUGAGGGCGUUGUCAGCGGCGCUCGCGUGGCAGAUGGCGCGAGAGCCUCGGCAGCCAAGACCCCCGCGGACGUGCCCAUCCAGCCCCCUUCAGCGGCACAUCAGGCGGUCAUCUCGCACGCAGCAGCCUCAGAGGCCACGGCGCCGGCGCCCGCUGCGGCCGCCUCGCCCCAGGGGCCCGAGCAGCUUCUCGCCAGCAUCCUCGCGGCUCCCGACCUUGAGAGCCUGGAGGUGCUGCUUGAGCAAGCGCUUGCGGGGGGCGGCGCGGCGGUGGCGACGGCGCACCUGGUGGCGCUGUGGCUGCGGCUGCCAGUGGUGCUGGACGCCGCGCCAUUUGGGCAGACCGAGGCCGCGCAGUCCCUGGCGCUGCGCCUGGCGCGCCUGAUGGAGGGCCGCCUCGCCGGCGCCGCCCCCGGCGUGCUGCUGCUCGCGCUGCAAGCCGGCGCUGAUCUCGUUCGGCUCUCGCCGCCGCUGCAGCUGCCGGCGCGUUGGCUGGACGACUGGGCCGGCGCGGCCGCGCCCCACCUCGGCGGCUUGUCAGCUGAGCAGCUCGGGGCUGUUUUUGCGAGGCUGGAGGCCCUCGGCGCGCAGCCGACGCCCGCGUGGGCGGCGGCCGCUGCUUCCGCCGCGGCGGCCGCGCUAGGGCGCAACGCGUCCGCCGCGGGCGCAGCCGCGCAGCUGCUGUCGCUGUUGGCGUCGAGCGUUGACGACGCGGCUGGGGGUGCACAGGAGGGCGGCGGCGGCGGUCGCGACGGCAGCAGCGCCCUGCACGCCGCCCUGGCGGCUGCCCUGCCACGCCUGCUGCCGGCGAAGCUGUCGGCGCUCCUCGCCGCCGUCGCCGGGCAGCUGCCCGCGGCGCGCGCGGCGGCCGUGCAGGACGGCGCCUGGCGGUGGCUACAGUCUGGCGAGCUGUCAGCGGGGCUCACAGCAGACCAGCUGUCUGAGCUGAUCUGGCGCCUGCCCCACCCGCCGCCGGCGCCGCGCGCAGCUGCCGCCAAGGCACCUGGCGCUAGCAGCGGGGGCCGCGGCGGGGGCGGCCUCCUCGCAGUGCUGAGGGCGCACGCGCGGGCGAGCGUGUCGCGCGGCGGCGGCGCGGGGCGGUGGGAUCUGGGGGACGUGCUGCUGCUGCUGGAGGCGGCUGCGGAAAAAGACGCGGACGCGGCGCUCGCUUGGCUGCCGGAGGCGCUGGCCGCGCUGGCAGAUCAGGAGGGGCGGUCAGACGGCGCCCUGGCCGGCGGCGCCGCGGCCGCGGCGGAGGCGGGGGCUGCACAGGCGGCGGCGGAGGCUGAGGCGUCCGCCCUGCGGCUGUGCCGGCUGCUGGGGGCGCUCGGGGCGCUGGACGGCCAGCGGGCGCUGGCGGCCGCGGCGCCGGCGGCUGCUGUGCUGGCCCGGCGCGCCGCGGCGCUGGGGCCGGCUGCGUUCCUGGAGGUUUCGGGGCGCGUGCUGUGGCUGAGCGGCGGCGCGGCGCGGCUGGCGGCUGUCGUGGAGGACGGCGACGGCGUGCCGCCGCCCGCGGCGGCAGCGGGCUGCGCAGAGGGCGGCCGCUUCUCUGCAUGA